AUUCCUGUGUGUCUGGGCCGUGAGGAGGAGCAGCAGGAGGAAAGAAAAGGGAAGAGAGCCUGCUGGGAGCUGCCUGUGGACCCCUGAACCAAAGAGGAGAUGAUAAACAACAACAACAAAAACACCAACACAAACGGGGCUCGGCUACAAUCACAUUUCCUCACAUAACCCACAUUCAUCCCCUGAGUCAGCACCGACAGGACGCGUCUCUAUAUCUGACUUAUUUCUUCUGUUUUUGUUAAAGUUGUUGGGAACUUUUUGACGGAUUUUCAGCCGGGGGUUUGUUUGGUCUGCAGCCCGCAACGGAACUUUUACUCUACUGGAGGAGACAACGACACAGCAACACAACCUCCAAAGAAAGAGACACGUAGAUUUGUGUCAAAUCAUGGAAAUCCUGGACAGUACUGAACAGUUUCUUCACUGGGACAGGAACCUGAGUGAGCUGUCUGAGGCCGGGGAGGGCGACUGUGUGCUUUACACCAACGUGAGUAAUCGAUUAAAGUUGAGGAAGCGAUCGAUUAAUCGAUAAUGACCCGAAGACAGACCGUGCAUCUACUUAGUUGUUGAGAACAUAUUUUACUUUUUGGCGACUAUGUUUGACAGGAGGGGGGAGGUAUUGAGUCCAGUGUGUGAUAGUGUAUGUGUGUAUACGUGUGUGUGGUACCCAGCUCUCCAUUCACAACUUGGUCCUUGGGAUCCAGGAUGCAACUUCCAUAUAUUUACAUUUUCUCAUCUCUUUGUAAAAACAUAGUAGUACUUUUUGGACAGUCUAUUUGCAAACACUUAAAGUUAAUUUCAACAUAGAUUAGACUAAGGAGCAACAUUUUUAAUAGAUUAUUGCUCAAAACUGCAUCUUUUUCAUCAAAAGUGAGACCUAACCUAAAAAUUCUCACCAGAACAAGUCAGUGUUCAUAUCAUAUUAUCAUGUCAUGUUAAUUUGUGUGACAAAUAAGACCAAAAAUUAAGGUGGAGACGCGAUAACAAACUCCUGCAGAGCAUAGUUAUGUCUUUAAAUAGUUUUUUCAGUCCAAAAUCUUAAAUGUUUUGCAUCAGAUCUGUUUUUGAUCACAUAAAACUUCAAAAAGUCACAUUUAAAAAGCCAAAAGUUAUAUCUAUAUCACUUUCCUUCUGUAAUUUGAUAAAUUACAGUGCAUUGGGGUUGACUUUUUUUUUUUAAUUGUCAUUUUGAUGGGCAGAUUUUCCUUUUUCAUAGUUCAGCAUCACCAAAAGGUAACCACAUUUUGACACUGUACUCAUUGUUUGUAAAGGAAUGUAUAGGUUUGAGUUCAACCAUCCUGAUGUAAAGGGCCAUCUUUGUAGUAGAUUGAUGCUUCACAUUGAAUGCACCUCACUAAUGCUCGUGACACUUUAGGGGUUAAAAAAAAAAACACAGUAAGAGUUUUAACCCAUCUUCAUUUAGUGAAAAUAAAACACCUGAAGAAGUCCCAGAGAAAGUCUGGUAGUCCGGAAGGUGUACAGACAUUUAACAGUGACAUCUGAGACGCUUGCCUAUCUCCUAGCACCAGACAAUCAGCCUUUAUCCCAGUCACCUUCAAAAUAAAACUCCUAGUGUGCUCCCAGUUACUAAUAAAUGCGUCGAGUGCACACUUCUCUUUAGACAUUACAUAGUUUUCAUUUGACAUCUGCCUUCUGCACAUUGAAAUGUGUAAUUACUUCCAGAUAUGAUUGAUUUGGCUCUUUGGAUUAUGUUAAAUGAGUUUAUAUCUUGUCCAUCUGUGGUGCAACUUUGUGUUUUGACAUUGCAUUAACAUAAAUCAUGCAAUCAUUCAGACACAGAGUGCAUCAAAUUUAUUUUCAAGAACUGUCUAGAAACUUUACAUCAGCUCACCAGCAACUCAAAUACCGACAUUUUCUUCAAUCUGGAGCAGCACAAAACAGCAGAAUAAUAGAAGAGAUAAUAGACUUCUGCAAAAAUGAAUGAUCACAAAGACACAGCGAGCUCCCCCUCAGUACAGUGAAAUGGCCUUUUCGCCUUCAGUUAUGUAACUUUGGGUUUUCAGCCAUAUGUGUCUCUGUUGCUCCAAGAGGAGACCGAGUGUGUGUGUGUUUGUGUGUGUGCGAUUGUGGGGGAGAGCAUUCAGGUUUAUGGGGAGAAAAUCCAGCUGGCUUGCAGGACGGGAAUCAGACACCACAGAGGCCUACUGAGCCCGACACACUCACACUCACACUCAGAUACCUACAGACAGGUAAAGACUUGUGUUGUCGAAGUGUUCAGGCUGUGAAUGAAGGACCUUUAAAGAAGUCCUCGGGCUAUAAUUCCUGUCAGAUUCCAGCAGACAGAAUCAGACCAGAGAUCUGCAGCCUUUUUUGUCUUUUAGAGGAUUGAUUUGGACCAAGAGGAGAAGUUUCAGGAUUAUCCAGCUGACCAGCAUUAGUGAAGUGAUCACAGCAAAGAUAGCAAUCCACAAGGAAACUAAAGUUAAUGAGCUAAUUAUGAAUGAAUUAGUUUGAUGAUCUUUAAAUGUCAGCAAAUAAAGAAAGACCACCAGUGUUUCCCAAAUCCAAAGAUUAUUUCCACAGAGAUUGGACAAAAUGUUGAAGAUGUUUCUUCCUCAAACAAUUACUCACUUUGGUCAAUUAUUAAAAUACUUGUCAAUGGGUUCAUAAUUGAAAAACAAUUUCCUGGUUGGAAAGAAACUUGAAUUUUUUGCAGCUGUGUACUUUUACUCAUGCCUCAAAUCAUAAAUAUGGCUGAAACGUCAAAGAAGAGACUGAAGUCACAGACAGAUUUGUAUACGAAAGACCAAGCAGAUAUAACUGCAGUUACAAUUUUUCGCCAGAGAGGACGCCAAAGAUGACAAAACAAAGACCUUCAAAACAGUUACUUUGUUUUAAAGAGAUGUUACAAAGUACAAAUCCAAAGGAACAAAAACAAAUAUGACGUUCAGAUAAUGACAAACAAAACAAAGUAUACAUCAGUAUGCAGCAGACCGUUUUCCGCAGCUACACAGGUGUCGCCAAAGAGGACCAAAUGCAGGUCUCUAAAAUAGUUAAAGUGGCCGUAUAACAGAUAUUUUUUUUCUCAUUAGAUGAAAAGUAUUGUUAAAAAAAGGAAAGACAAACAGUUUUGAACCAAAGUAAAUACAAUGAGUGCAACAAAGUAACGUGCAAUGACUGCUUGUUGCCAGAGAGGGCACCAAAGAUGACGAAACAAAGAUCCUCCAAAUGGCAAAACAAUCCAAGAAUAUAUUGACGUAGAUAGAGAGUAAAGCUUAUAAAAAUAGAAACCCUUCUGAAAAAUCAAAGCAACAGAAGAAAUUUGAAGUUAGAAUUAAGACACACACAAAAAAAUACAAAAAUAAAGUUUAAGACAACAGGGGAAAAAACAUCAGCUGCAGUUGUUGCAAACAGAUGUAUAACUACAGUAUUUUUGUUUUUCUGUAGAAAUAACACAAUCAACUUGAACAAAACAAACAAUGCAAAUUCCUCUUCACAUUGUUGUUAUUUAAAGCACUGGCUGAGGUGUGGGCAUGUUUUCAAGUCUUUGUGUUGUUAAAUGCCACACGUGCAAAAGGUGACUAACUUCAUACCUUGGACUUUCACUCGCUACAAUAGCCAGGUUGUGUUGAGAAGCAGGACCAAGAUGCUCCUGAGUGGGGUGAUUAGUCUAUAUAUAGUAGAGCAUGAAUAGUAUGAGUAGAAGUAUGUGUGUGUUAGUGUGUGUGAGGGUGGGGAAUGCAUGAAUGUGAGCACCAACAGGGCUGUAGUGUUCCAGCAUCUCAGGCAGACUGAGGAACAGACUGGGGUCUUUGUUGGGUCGGGUCUCACUUUCUCUCUCUCUCAGGGGGUUUGUUGACGCAGGAUUCCUCACAACAAUGUAAAGCCUCUCACUCGGAGCAUGUGUGGGAUCCUGCGUCUUCCAUCAUCUUCUCUGUCUCUGCCAUGCCAAAGCCUCCAAUCUUGAUCAAGUUCUUCAGGUUUGAGAAUAAUGCGCAUGAGCGUGAAGGUGGAGUCCUCUUUCAUUCUUAUUGAACAAUCCUCUCUGAUGUUGUUGUUCAGGAGGACUUAAAACAGACGUGUUUGUAUGGCACGAGUGUCUAUUUUGGGAAAGGCAAACAUUCAGUGAAUGUAAGAGUACAGUUCAAUCUAUCACACUGGACUCAGCAACAUCUGAGUUCUUCAACAGUUUUUCAUAAACCAAACCCUGUUUGGCUCAGUGAAUAUUUAACAUUAUAUAUUGUACAUGAAUGGAUAAUAGGAAUUUCAAUCACACUCAAAGAUCUUGUCAAUCCUGUUUUUUGCGUUGAAGGUAGGGUUUUAAUUGUUUCCUCUGACUUUGAUGGGUUGAUACUAACUUCUACUCCAGUUAGUCAAACUAGGUCACUGAUUUGUAUUUUAUAAGUUAUACUUGUCUGUAUGGAUCUGUUUUAGGACUCCUGGGCAGGGGUGUUGGUUGAAUAAUGACAGGCACUCAUUGCAGGUAGAAGCCCUGGAUGAAUGACUUUAUAGUGGGCCCAAACUUUAGUGCAGAAUCCCUACGCCUGUGUGAACCCUUUAUUGCCUUUUAUAUCAUAUUUGAUACAUACUUUUAUGAUACUUCUAUUAAAUCAAAAUGAUCAACAAAUUACUAAAAAAACACCCAAUACAGUCUGAUAAAUGAUCAAAAUGUCCUCUUGUGGUUUAUCAGUUCCCAAAAACAUCUAAUGUAUCAAACGAGAUAAAUAUAUAUUUGUUCAAUUUUAAGGACAUUUUAAUUUUGGGUUUUCAGUAGUAAGUGAAAUAAACAUUUCAGCUCCAAAAAAAUUGAAUUUUCUAGCCAUAACUUAUGGUUUCGGGCUUUAAAAGGUUAAGAUCAGGUGAUAUACUGUGAGCCGAACUUGACAUUUUGGCCUGUCUGGACUAACACUGCUCAAAUUCAAGAAACUUCUGCGUUUACAGUUGUUUUUGAGAGUAGGGCUGUCACAUCACUAGAGUUUCAAAUUUAGAUACACCCUGUGUAAAAAUUAAACUGUAUGUGUACCUACUUGGAUUAGAGAUAGGCUGAUUGUUGAAUUUCACCAAAUGCCAAAAGAAGAAAGAAACAGUGUCAUCGGCUUUAUUGUUGCUCAUUGAAAAACUGAUACUCUCUCAUAUACCAGGGCAACCAAACUUAAACUUCUGGGCAUCCACAAGUGUGUAUCUUUUUCUUUUGUUUCUACACUGUAAAUAGCACUACUUCUGAAAGAGUGACUGAACAUAGUUUCACACUGGACAUCCUGAUAAAUAACAUCUGAUUUUCUGUUUCACUACUUUGGUUUCAUUCGCUGCUCUCACUCUCUUCACUUUAUCUCCAUGUAAGUACACCACAGUAGCUCUCUUUGUAUUACACCAACUUUGGGUCGAAAAUAUGACUAUAAACUUUCCCCUGGUACUUUCCGAUACUAUCUAAUGUACAAAAAACCCAAGUCAUACAGUUUUAGAGCAGUUGAACUGAAAAGAGCUGAUAGUUGUACUUUUUAUUUAUUAUUAUGGUUGCAGUGGGUAUUGGUGGUGGCAUAUUAUGAGCCCCUUAUUAUAUUUCCCUCCUCAUGCAUGUCAAUGAAAUGGCCAAUUAUCACAAACACAUCUUUUGGUCUCCUCCAGAUCUCCAUUUCUACUUCCUGACUCUUUUGUUGCUACAGAAUAGUUUGGUUUUGAAAGGUGUGUAAAUGCAAAAGUUUUUAGUGAAGCUGCAUUAGAGAAAAGAUGAACCAGAUCAUGUUGUGCGUCAUUGUAAAAGUAUAUUUGGAUUCGUCUCCUGGGAGGACAGGUAGGACUGAUAAAUAUUUGCAUGUCGUUGCAGACGUAGGAUUAUAAUUGAGAGCUAAGAAAGAAGUUGGGUGACGCAGAUGAAAGAUUUUAAAGUCUACGCAAGGAAAAGUCAGUCAAUUCGGACGAUUCCACGAGAUCUGGUUGGUAUUUCAACUGAUGUGCAAAAUAAAAGUCACUUAAAAGACUCUUUUAAAGCUGCCCGUGUAGUUUGGUGUCUUAACCUAACUCCACAUGUAAUAAGUAAUGUUUUCCUGAUUCUAGUUUUCCUGAUUAAAGUUGAAAAUCUGCAGCACGUACAGAGAGACGCUCUCUGUGAGUCGCUUCAGGAAAUAGACAGGAACAGCAAGGGAAGAGGCCCAAACUUCACCACCACUUCAUGAACUCACUCAUACUGUCUUCCAAAAAAUGUUGGCGUGGUUUUCAGCACAUGGUGUGCUCGCAGAGAGAGGAGAAGAGUAUAUUUGCUCUGCACAUGCUUCAGGGCUCUCCAACUAUGAGUGUGCUUACAUAACAUACGACAAACCUGCAGAGAAAGACUCUCCUCUGUCUACAGAUUAAACUUGCGCUUAAAUUCAGGAGUUUUAUUGGGAUAUAUAUGAAGGUUUUAUGGCUCAGUACACACUUCAGAAUGAGGUUUUAAAGUCAGUCACACAGUGGAGGGUAAGAGGCUUGAUCCAUGUGUUCACAGUGUGGAGCCUGUUCUCCGUUAGGGCAGGGCAUCCUGCUCGCUGGUGGCCUCACUCUGUCCGUCUGAAUGAUCCAUGUGUCCACACUCACACACUCACACACCCAGCAGACCUGUUUUACACAGAAAAUAAAUAAGUGACGACACAAUGAGCGCACUUUUAUCGCAAAUAAAACAUUGAGAGCCUCUUCAUGGCCAGAGUAAAUUUCAGUUUGGCUCAUGUUCAGGUUUUUCAGAUAUCAUAACAAGAGCAGCUUCAGUGUGUAUAACUAACCUCGAGCGUCACAGGAACACACCUGUAUUACAAUUAGGGACACGGUGUUAUUACUGCAGGUGUGGUGCCGGAUCUUCAGGUUAACUCGAGAGUUGACUUUAUGAAGUAGUUUACAGCUAAUUUAAGGCUCAAGACAUUGACUUUGAAGAAAUAGAUGAAGUAAAUCACACCUCUGAUUGGGAUUUAGAAAAACGACAAAGGUUCUGGUUGUUCAGGCUUGAGUUUGAUGUUGUUUAGGGAAAUUUUCUCUCAUUUAUUCAUGCCGGUUAUUGACAUUUUAGUGUAAUUUGCUAACUUGUGAUGGAUUGUUUGGAAGUUGGUGCCAAAACUUUGGAAAAGUGAUGCUGUCAAAACUUUACAUUUUAAGCACUUUGAGUACCCAUUAGCCUUGUCUUCACUUGGCGAAAAAGACUUGUUUUGAGCAUUGUCUUGCUAACAUCUGAAGCUACAAUGAGGAAAAUUGUAAAAUUGACACCUGCAAGGUAUUAUAGCCUGAAUUUUACUAUUUUUAGCAUGUUAGCAUUAGGGCCUGACCAAUUUGUGUUUUUUGGGGCCGAUGCUGAUACUGAUUAUUAGGGGGGGAAAAAAUCUGAUUACCGAUUAAUCAGACGAUUUUUUUUUUUAAAUUUAUGAAGUUAUAAAAAAAUACAUAUAUACUGUAGAUAUCUACAGUAUAAAUCUACAGUACUAUAUACUGUAGAUUUACUGUAGGCUACUGCUCUUCAUGCUGACUGGAAGACCUGACUGAUCAAACUCGAACUAGUGGAUGAAGACUGUCAUGAGGUCGCUGCGGCAUCUGGAUAAGUCAGGGAACUUUUCAAAUGGCAGAACAUUUUUUAAGUGAAACCGAAUCUUGUUCUCUGCAUUUUAUUUCUGAAAAUAUCGGCAAAAAUCGUUGAGUUUUGGCUUGUUACCAAUAAGUCUCAAACGGGCUAAAAUUGGCCGAUUUAAUCGGCUCGCCGAUAAAUCAGUCGGGCCCUAGUUGGCAUUUAACUAUGACUACCACGGUGGUUUGCUGAUUUAUAUGAAGGCUAGCAUCACUGUUUGUACUUAGUAUUAUUUGAACAGUGAAUUUACUUAGCUUAAUAUGUAAUAUGGACUAACCCUUUCUCUCUAGUCUUGUCAGAAUCCACAUUUUUAUCAGCUUUAACUUUUAUCUGUUUCCUAUCUUCUUUAUCACUUCAGCAUUUCUCCGAUUGGAGCCACCUUCUUGAGUUCAACACGUGCGUCGUAAAAAGUCAAAGCCGUCCACAGAUGGUGCGCACAUGAACACGGAGGACACAUUUUUCUCUUUUCUUUUCUGUAUCUGAUGCAACUUCUUCUCCCGACUCUGAAAUUGGAUUCAGUGUCAAGUUUUUCGAAGACAGGCAGGCAGGCAGGCAGGCAGGGAGGCGAGCAGCCAUUUGAGAGCAAAGUGAAGGUAGUAAUCAGAGUGUGAGGGAUCAUUAUGGAAAAUCCACAGGAGCCUUCAUUCUUUGAGGCUAAGCUAAAUUUAUCCCCUCUGUCUGUCUCUUUCCUUACUCACUUCUUUGGAUGCCUCACCCCCCUCUGCCCCACAUCUGCCCCCACUGACUUUUUGCUUCGGGCACGAUAAAAGGUUUUUAAAUGGUCGUGUGUUAGCUUGUGUGUGUGGUAAGAAGGGUGUGGGCUUUAUAUUCAUGUGUGAGUGAUUUAAACACCCAACCCUAAAAUGAGCCCUGGAGCAUUUUUUUUUUGCAGUUGAAGCUUAUUUUUAGGACAUUUUACAACAUUCAAAGAUAAGAAAGUUGAAUUUCGAGCUGCAUUUUUCAGGUUUAGGAUCCUUUUAAGGAGAGGAAAUCAAAAUAAUAUCCAUAUCAAAAGACUUUAAAGUUGCAAGAAAAACUUAUUCCUGCAAAACUUGAUUUUAAAGUUUUUGUAGCCAGACACGGGGCUUUCAGUGCGGAAAACAUGAAAGUGUUUAAAGCCUGUAAGUUCUCAUUAAACAGUAAGGCGCACAAGCCGAGAGACCGACUCAACUUUGAUGUUUUUUUUUAUGGAUUUUGUAGCUCCUGCCCCGAUUUGUGGCCUCAAAGUGUACAAUCAAGACAGAAGCCGCUCCAUCCGCUCUCUAGUUAACCUUUGACCCCUCUCUCCUGCCCUCUUCAUCCUCCUCUUCAUGUAUCUCUCCUUCAGGGUGAGCAGAAAGUCAGAGCGAGUCUGCUCCUGUCCGAAUACCAGACACUUCUCCACUCAUCCCAUUACUCCUGCUUGUUGGCCUUUUUGUUUCUUUCCCAGACUGUGUAAUCAAUCUUUGUUUUGUCUCACACUGUCCCUCUCUUUCUCUUUUCCCCCUUCACUACACUUACUAUUCAAGUCUUGUUUUCCUUUCUUAAAUCUGCAUGCAAGCUAAUUUGUUAAGUCCAUCUGUGCUAGAUUAUAACAUUUUUGCUGAGAAUAAACUCCUCUUAAAGGCAUGUGGUUCAUCUGUGGAGCUGUUCCUUCACUUGAAUUUGAAAUCGAUAGAAUUUGACAAAAUUUGUGUUGGACCUUUGGAGUUUUAAUGUUUUUGAUGAAUAAAUAACAGAAAACAGGCAAUAGAGUGACCCAAACUACCCAACCAACACACCAAAUCUGGCUCUGGUUUUAUCAUGGUAAGAAAAUCUAUAAGCAUUCUCACCUACAACCUACUGACUUAAAAAAACCUUAACUUCAUUAUCUUGUUAUCUUGUGAUUUUCUGUUUGGUCUUGUUUGCCUUGUCUCACCUCGCUGUGUCUUGUUCUUUUUCAUUGUUGUCUAUCAUUGAUGUGUUUCUUCGGACCAUUUCUGUGGGAUUCUUGUGCAAUGUGUGUAUGUGCAUUGUGAGAGGGUUGUGUGACUGUGUCUUUGUGAGGUCUAGUCCUUUGUGUCAUCAGUUGGCAGCUUUAUCUGUACAGUUCUUGGAGUCCAACAUAAAUUUCCCUAAGCGGACGAGAAAGUGUAUCGUAUCCUAUCAUAUCGUAUUGUAUUGUAUCGUAUCAUAGCGUAUCGUAUCGUAUCGUAGCAUAUUGCAUUGUAUUGUAUUGUGUCAUAGCGUAUUGUAUCAUAUUGUAUCUUAUCAUAUCGUAUCGUAUUAUAGUGUAUCGUAUCAUAACGUAUUGUAUCGUAUUGUAUCGUAUCGUAUCGUAUCGUUUCAUAGCGUAUUGUUAUUGUAUCAUAUUGUAUUGUAUCGCUGUGGACAGAAAUUUGCAUAAAAAGUGUCCAGAGACUUUAAAUGAUUGGAUAUUGUCAGUUCUGUCGCCAACAGAAACAAGAAGUGGACUUUUCUAUCCACCUGACUGAGCUUUUGUUUCCAUUUAAUUGCUGCUAAGUGUUGCAUCAGAAGUAUCUAAUAAAGUGUUAUUGACACUUUCUAGAAAUGCUCUGUAUGUCAACAGUUAGAAAAUAAAUUCCACAUGUGCUGAAAUCUUUGUAUUUUUUAAAAAUAAUUUUAUAUCAACAAGCGCCCAGUUAUGUUUUAGCCCAAGGCUACCACAAGUAUGACAGACGACAGUGGAGAAUGACAUAAAGAGGAAGUGAAGUGAGUGAGGAUGGCUAAUGAAAACAAAGACGUGAAAGACAGAAAGAAAGAAAGAAAGAAACAAGAUGUAAUUUUUUGAUUGGUUCAAAGCUGCUGCAUUCUGAAAAACAACACAAACAUAGUGGAAUUAAACCAACAUUAUUUAAUUCCAUUGGCUGUUUAACUGUCUGUAGAAGAAACUGUUAGCUCAGCAGGCGUGCUUUGCUGUGUGCUAAUAUUUACGAUCAGGGAUGAGGAUAACAGUGUUCAAGAAUAAUAAUGCUGAUCAUCAUCAAAUCAAGCUUUUCUCCUUCAACUUUCUACCUUUCUCUCCUUUUAACCUUUCCAUCUGAUGAGACAUGAACAAGCUCAUUCAUCCAUGCAAAGUUCACCGUGUCUGUGUGUGCGCGUCUGUGUGUAUAACUUGACAUUCAAGCGCGUUUCAACUUGGCAAGCAUCCGCCUCAGACAGCUCCGUUAUAGCCCAGGAAUUAAGAUCAGCGGCGCGCCCAAACAAGUUUCCCCGCAGUGUUUGCCUUUUUCCAGGGAUUAAAACUCUCACUAUGAGGUGUUCAAAGACCGGCACUGACCCAGUUUUUACCCAGCAUGCCUCUCUCCAGGAGGUGAAGCAGAGAAAAUGAAGGGCUUGAAUGAGGAGUUUGACUUCUUGCAAAUGUCUAAUUAUUUUACUAAUUUGAAGUUUCCUGACUACAGGAGAAGGAGCCUAAUGCUGCUCACUUUGGCUCUUUUGUUUAUACAUGUAAAUCAGUUGUACUUCUUUUACAUUCAGACCAACUUGGUAAUGAGCUGAUGCUGAAAACAAAUAUUUAGAGGGAUAAUCCUUCAAAGACAAAGUGAAAAUAAACACAACAAAACCGAGCUAGAUAAGUUGAGAUCAGUUUCUUUUUUCUCGUUUAAGUCUGAAGCACCUUGAAAAGUUUAACGUAACUAUUGUUGACUUAAUGUGUGUCAAACUACAAAGAGUUGAAGACAAUGAUAAGUCUGAAAAGUGAUGUUUAUGUUGGAUAAACCUAAAAAUCUGAGCCAGCAGACAGAAAAAGUGCAGGGAAUUCACCGGUUGAGCAGCAGCUCGAGGUGUUUGUGUGUACUGGUCCAUGAUGACCGGUCAGUGUUACAGGGGAGAUGGAAAAAGUUAUCCAAGAGUGUGUGUGUGUGUGCGCUGACCCACUUUGUUACGGGUAUACAGAGCAGGAUGAGAGAGAAAGAGAGAGAGAGAGAGAGGAAGAAGAGAGAUAGACAGCAGAACACAGCUGUGCUUGUUUUUGACUUGUACAGUCUGUCUGCAUCCGACAACUGUGUUUGAGUACAGGAAGUGUCAGACCAACAUUAAAUUGUGAUUUUCUACUAUAAUAUUCAGUCAAACUAAUGAUCAAAUUAAACCUCAAAAAGUGUGGUAACAGGAAAAAACAAUCACCACACAUUGUCCAAUAAGAGGUUUGUCUAGAGUUUCAUUAUAGACUGUAAAACAUAGAUGUUGUCUCUGUGACGUCAGGCGUCUGUCUCAAGGGAGACGCUGCGAGGCCUAAUAAUGACGGUGGUCGCUUUAUUGGAAAUGCUGACUCAACCGUACUUUGAGCAAACUAAGAAAACAGGCAGAAACAGAGGAGGAAAACCUUCAUUCGUUGGACGUUGAGUUUGAACCAAGGAUAUUCAUGAGCGGCUGAUUUCCUCGUGUUUAAGGUGAAAUGAGUAAAGCUAUCACCACCAUCCUUUGGUCCUCCUCGCAGGUUCGAGUCCAAAUGCCUGUACUUGUUGCACAUUCCCCUGGUCGGUCAUAUGCCAUGGCAUCCAGACAACCGAGAUACAACUUCAUCUAAAUUUUCUAGAUCAAAAAAAUCAUCAAACCUCCUCUGUUUACAUCUGAGUACUUGAUCAUUGUGGCUUGAUGGUAACUUGGUCCAGGAGUAGGUAGCAGCACUACAGCAAAUACACAACAUAUAUAUAGUAACAAUCAGCCAGUAAAUAUAGUGAUGAUUUGCAUGGAAAACGACGUUAGUACUCAACGUUAGAAUAGACACACACAUCCCUAGUUUUAACUAUAGUUUCUUGUUUUUCUUCAUCCUUUGUCUGGAACAAUCUGCAAACCAUUUUUUAAUUGUAAAACUUUAGUCAUCUUCAAAACCUCAGUGAAGCCUCUUGAGUCCAGGCUUUCUGUGAGAAAAUGUUUCAGCUGAUUUAGCAGGAAAGUAUGUGAGUCUCAGUCAAAAUAAACUGCAGAUUGUCGAGAGCUAAAGUGCAACAGUGUGACUCACGGAUGUGUCUCUGUAGUUUUUCAAGUGGAGCAGAGCUCAGCGGCAGACAUUAAAUCAGUUAAAAGGAUAUGUCUGAUGUUGUAUUUUGAUUGAGUUUCUCGAGUUGGAAGAUUUGGAGUACAAUGUUUUUUAUUCUUUAAGGUAUUUGGGGUAUUAGAAGUAUUGAGCCACAUAUUUCCAGUGUGAAAUCAGUGCUGUCCUGGUGGAAUCGUUGAGCAACAUCUGGAGGGUCAGUGUGUGCGUUUGAGUGUGGGUGGGAAGAGUGGGGGUUGAACCCACUGAUCGGUCAGUAUGACAGAGCAAGGCUGGAAAGUUUGUGCAGCUCUGUGUGUAUUUGUGUUACUCUGUGUGUGUUAGUGUGUAGGACCAUAUGGAAAGCUUCUGCAGACAGACGGGGGGUAAAAUAGUGAAUUUCACAAGGGAAGCGCCUCAGAGGAGAUCCUUUUUCCAUUUGGCACCCCCUGCUUCUUUCUUUCGUCAUCAUCUAAAGCUUCUGUUCAGCUGUGUCACUAACACACACUCACACGUGCACACUAAUCUCAACAAAGUGACUCCCAGAUAAGGUCUGACUCACAGCGUGAACUUUGACUCGGGAUGUUUUCCACUUUCAUUCGUGCCUCUGCUUUCGUUCUCACCUCUUUUAAUCAGGCGUGAACCAUUAAGGGGACUAAAAAGAGGUCUGUAACCGUGGUGUCAAACAGGAAAGAGAUAUUCAAGUUUGGAGUGUGUUUCCGCUGUGUGUGUGUGUUUUCACAUUUAAAUGCAGAGUGUGUGUGUGUGUGUUUGUGUGUGUAUUCCUGUCCUCGCCUGUGGGUGGAGGGUAAACACUGGCAGCCCUGCUGGUUAUCACGCCUACUGUUUUUCUCCCUCACAUCCUGUUGUUUACAUCCCUUAACCAUCACUCCACCCUGUCACAUUACUGCUUGGAGAAGAGACUCAAAUACACGACUGUUUUAAAGCUCGACUGUAUCUGUUUUAUUUCCAGAGUAAUGAAGUCACUGGUUUUAGCACCCUGCUUUAUUCUUUCUAUCAGAACCAGCAUGAACUUUGUCAGUGAUUUUAGCUCCAGCAGCUCUUCUGUAAGAUCAGACUCCACACAUUACCAACCCCAAGUUGUCUCUGACCCUGUCUAUUCCUUUCUGGUUUACAGUCAUGGACCACUUUUGGUGUGCCAAAGUUCCUCGAGACAUCACUCUCACCCAUUUCUCUUACUUUUAAUCGUUUUUAAAGCCCUCAGUGGUCUUGCCCCUCCUUAUCUGUCCGAGCUCCUGUAUCACCACUCCCCAGCCAGAGCCUUAAGGUCGUCUGGUCAACUACUGUUGAGCGUCCCGAAAACCAGACUCAAGUCUAGAGGUGACAGGGCCUUUUCAGCGGUUGACCCUAGACUGUGGAACAGUUUACAUGGCCAUAUUAGAGCCUCUCAGACCUGAGGGUCUUUUCAAUCAUCUUUAAAGACUCACUUUUUCACCCUUGCUUUUUUUUAAUGAGCACACAGGAAUCAGAAGCACUGUAGCUUUUAUUCUUCUACUGUCUGUAUUUUAUUUUACUGUUUUUAAUUUUAUUUUUUAUUGUUAUCUAUUUAUUUGUUUGACUGCUGUCUUUUAAAGGUGCUUUAUAAAUAAACGUUGACUUGACUUGACUCCCAGUUAGGGCUGGGUGAUAAAACAAUAAUAAUAUCUAUCGAAGAUUAAUUUCCCUCGGUAUCAAUAUAAAACAUGGUAAAUAUUCUUUUCGAUAGUCGGCAUUCUGCCAUGUUUUGGUAGACUAUACUAAGAGCCAAUGAAAAGGGGAGUUGCUCCGGGUUUGCUUUGUGCUGAACCAAUAAUGUGCUGAUUUAGAACCAAGUAGCAAACAACAGCGUAGUAGCAGGCUGCAGCUACAUGCAACCAUAGCGCAAAGGUUACAAACCCAGAGCGGAGCAGGGAGCCCGUGGCGCCUGUGCAGCCGAAACAGCCGACCGUUCAGUCCGCUUCCUCUGGCGAAACGCCUUACGACAAAACAUCUAAGAGACACAAAGACCUCACAGAUGCAGUAGCUUAUUGUAUUGCAAAAGACAUGCUACCAAUAAGCACUGUUAAAUUUCACUUUUUAUAUUGUGAUACAUAUCAAUAUUGACUGAUAUGAAAAAAAUAUAUUGUGAUAAACUUUUUUGCCAUAUUGCACAGCCCUACUCCCAUCCCAUCAACUUCAAAACAAAAUGUUUACCUGCUGUCACUCCUCACUAACAGGCAGCAUUGUACAGAGAUAAGCAACAUGGUUAUUAAACAAUGGCUUGCCACUCACGUGGAAGUGGCACCAUUGACGGAGGAACAUUUGCAUGUCACGUUCAAUAUUCCUUUGAUGUUGAUUUUUUUAAACUGGCAGCACUAAUAAGCAAUACUAUUUACUUCACUCUUAAGUGGUCAUGAUGUUAUGACUGAUAAGAGCUUGAAUAAAUAUAAACAUAACAUCCUGAUGAGCAAAUACACAUCAUCCACUCCUCUACUGCCAAACAGGUGAGCCCAGAUAUGUAGUGGACACACACAACCAUACUUUCCUGUCUUUUCUUUAAUGUCACAAUUCUCAGAUGUUUUGGCGUUGUGAUUGUUUGCUCAGGACGGCAGCACACCUCUCUUUUUAUUGAAAAUCAUUUCUGCAGGUCAAGAGUGAGAUUCAAUGGUCGGGUGACGACGACAGCUUCCUCUGCUCGAUCAAACGGCAAGCAGGUUCAUAUAGUUUAGGCGUAUGUGUGACAAUAAAAACAGAGAGAGUAGUGGCACUGUAAGUUCUUUUUUUUAAAGUGAAAGUUUUGAGCUUCAGCCUCUUUUGUUUGUUGUGAGAAUUUCUUGCUUCUGUAAUUAGAUCCUGAAGAAACAGACAAAAGCGAAUCAUGACGGGAUUUCCCCUUUGGCUGAAAACUUAAGAGAUCUUUGCUGCGUUUCUACAUUCACUGACUGCUACUUCCUGGUGUAUCUGUUUCCUCCUUGAUUAUUGGGAAAUUCUUGUUACUCUAGCUGGGUUUGAUGUCCAGUAUCUGGGUCAGGGGGGCGGGUGAGAGCCACUUCAUUUCCCUUGCGAUGAGGACAUUUCUGUAACGCGAGGUCACUUUGGCUGAGCUUCAGUUUUCUGAGAGGAAUCAGACAUUAUGGAAUAACUGAUGUCAGUAAGACAGAUGUGUGUUUGUGUGCAUCUGCGUGUGAAGAAGACGAGCAGGGAGAGACUGUAAGCAGCUUGUUAGGAAUGACGGUGUGACGCAUAAAGCUGCACCCUGUGAGAGCGCUAACACAGUCCAGACAUGAGGCCUCGAUGCUGGGCUCGCCUCCUGCAGUCUGCCCCCUCGGGAGAUAAGACCCAGAUAGACAAAACCCUCCAAAGCCUGUAAAUUGUCUUGUUAUGCUGAGACACACCGUAUCAAUACUACAGCAAAGACAACAUACCAACAAAUGAUAAGUGGUGCCGCAGUGAUAUACAGUCCUGCUGACUAUCAGAGUUAUCAGAUAUACAGUUUAGCUCAGCUGAAAUGCUGGUUUUAUGGCUUUAGUUGUUUCAAAGAAAUUGGCUCCAGAGCUGCAGCUUUUUUUUUUUGUUGUUUAGAUAAAAAAUAUAUAUUGUGCAAGUUUAAAGAGGCUGUUUUUAUUGGCUUUUCUCCUGUUGGAAAGCAGUGGUAUUUUUGUCAGACUUCUUUGGUUCCCAGGAACUGAGUCGUUUUGGUGAUUCCCCUGACUAUCAGCUCUCAUAAUACAACUGAAAACCAGAAAUACUUAAGGAUAUAUUGCUCCUGCUAACACCUAUUCUAUUUAAAGCACAAGAAAAAAAGAAAGAUUCAUGAUUAAAGACGAUGUAAACAUAUAUCAGAGUUGUUAUAACUCACAUGAAAGUCCAGUUACAACAUGCCCGUCACACUUUUUGCUAUGUUGUCUUCUUUUUCAGUAAACUUCAGAGUGCUAAUAUGUUGAACUCAAGCCUGCAACACUCAAGUUUAUAUCUAAAUACAACUUAUGAAGCAAAUAUGAAAUAGUGAUUAUUGAGUUUAUCACUGACUUAGUGUUAACCUGCUACACGUGACUCAAAUCCUUGAUUUAGCAUAUACAACACUAUUCUUUGGCCUGCUACACUUGAGUUUGAGUCUGUAUAGAUAUUACUGUAUGAUAGCAGGAAAGCUAAUAUGUUCAACUCUAAAAGGCCGCACUAACAUUAUUCUGAUUUGUCAAGACACCUGAAAUUCACAGGCUAACUGAAGUUAUUACACUCUCUUCAACUGUCACCUGCUACACUUAGAUUUGAUGCUACACAUUAAAUAUAAGGCUAACAAAGCAUGCUCACAGGUACAACUCACUCUGAUACUUUUAAUAUGAUGCUAAUGAUAAAUCUGAGUCUGUAAAACACCUACAUUAAGUUAAAAAUAAAGCUCAGCCUGCACACAAAGCAAACAAAAUGGAGUUUCAGCAAAUAGUACAUCAAACUGGAUACCGUAUGGAGUAAAAAGCUUUUUUUUCCAAGUUGUGUUUAUUUUCCUUCACUCACCCAAUUACAGACCUUUACAUUUCCAGCAAGAGGAACAACAAAACCUUUGUAUGUUUUUAAAUCUCAUGGAUUUAACCAUUUUUGUAGGUCAAAACCUGCUUUUAGCCUUACAGGUUCCUAAAUGUGAGUUUCUUGGCUCUGUUGGAUUAAAAAUCUGCUGUUGAAGUUAUUGACGAGUAUACAGAGACAGUGAUUUAGCAUUCACAACUCGUGAAGGAAUCUCAGCCGCUCAGCAGAUGGAGUAUCUACACAUGUACUUCAGCUAAGUGUUAGAACAGCUCACACACAUUGUUAGCAUUCCUGAAGACUUGUUGCUCUCUGGCUUACAGCUGGAGAGGGAUGCACCAGUGUCAGUCAUGAAUACUUAGCAACAACUAGUAUGCAAAUAGUGUACAGUUAUCUUGAAGUGUUCUUGGAAUUUUAACACAGGGAGGUAAUGGGGGGAAUUUAGCUGAGAAGAAGUAAAAGAAUGAAGUUCUUCCUCCAUACCAAAUGACAGUGAGCAACUCUUCUCAACUGAGCUGGAAACUGGAGGAAGAAUGAACAUCCUUCUCGUCAGCGAUACAAGAAAACACGCCAUAGGCAAAUGUAAAGGCCACACAUGUUUGAUGAAGUGAAGUGAAAGUGACAGCAGCUCCUGUUUGAACUUUUUAAAAACAGGAUUUUUGUUGGUAACUCUUGAGUAAUAAGGAUGUCUUAUAUCUUAUAUCUUCCUGCACUGCCUCGGGGCAGACUCGCAGUUUGAAGACCUCAUACAUAAAUAACUCAAAACAUUGUGUAGCUCAUUUGUUUUAUUAAUAACAAGAUCAUAGAUAACAGCGGGCUUGUUUGCUAUCAGAAAGAGGGAAAUCCUGAGCUCUUAAUCUGAGACAGUUUCCACAACAGCCAUUUAUAUUUGAUUUAUUAACUUAAAUAAAACUGUUCAUAAAUCAGCUCAUGAAUUACAGAUUAGUGACUUUGGAAAAACCUUGUUUUCAGCCUCGGUCUGAGUUGCUUCACACCAGUAACUGUCUCUGUCUCUAUUAAAAUAACAAGUUGUGAAAUACGGUCAUAUGUUUUGGGUAGGAACAUCGAGAAAACAAUUGUAAACAGAGCAGGAAUCUCUAUUUGUGAUGUAUUACAAUCAUAAUUCUCUUUUUUAAACAAUUUAUUUAUUUUUCAUAAACAGUAUACAACUUAAAUAACAACAAUAGAACUACAAAUUUCACCCAAACCCGCCCCCCUCCCAGAAGAAACCCCAAAGGCCAACUCUUACCUACAUCCCUAAAAAUAAUAGUAACAAAAUAACGGUAAUAAUAAUAAUGAUAAUAAUAAUCUAAAAGAAAAUAUAACUUUAAAUAAUGAUAAUAAAAAAAUAUAAUUAAAACAACAACAAUAAUAAUAAUAAUAAUAAUAAUAAUAAUGAACAAAUUAGUUGAAAAAUUAAAUAUAUAUAUAUAUAUAUAUAUAUAUAUAUAUAUAUAUUUAAAGUUACAGCAAAAUACAUGCAGCAAAGGUCGAGACAUUGACAAUGGUAAAGCACGGCUACUCCUGCAGAUGAGCUACAACCAACAACCACCACCACACCAUUGACAGUACCCAUCUAGUUAUCUGUGAGAAGUUAUCCAGAUAUAUUUUCAUUAAACUCUUUUGAGGAGUUUUACAAAUUGGCAAUGCCACAAAUUGAGCAAAUCACAUGUAAUUCUCAUUUGACUUUUUAAGACAGGUGACACCUGUGUUUUGCUCUAGUGUCCCUUAUUUUAACUCAAUAUUUGUAUCGAAAAGCAUAAUACCAGAAUUUUUCACUAAGACCUGUAUUACCUUACAUAUGGGUGUAUCAGUGACAUUGCUAGUGGAGCAUACGCAGGGCAAUUACCUGGCGGAUAAAAGGUCAGAUAUCUCUUUAAACUUUAACUCUCGUUAUCAAGUAAUUGAGGGACACGUGUGAGUUAUCUGUAACAGUGAAGUAGAUUUUACGAGUUUACAAUCUUAAUUUGAUUUCGAUUUGCUUCAAGUAGAAUAAACAGACAGAUUACCGGCUGAAUAAUGUCAAAAAGAGAUCAAAUUUGCUUGAUUUGAAAAUUAAAUCUUAAUACUGAAAGUUUGUACAAUUGACAAAAAUGUUAUCUACUUCAUCUUGAUAUGAAAUCAUGUGAUUUUGAAAGCUGUGUAUUCAAUCAGGUUGGAUCAUCAGCUAAACUACACACUGACGAGUCCAGGGCAAGGUACACACACACAUAUUAAUGCACACACACACUGGAGGGAGAUGACCCUUGGGCCUAUGUGUGUCAGGGUUUUUUUUUUCCGGUGUAGUCUUUCACAUCUGGUUUAGCUUUUCAGAGGAGGAAGGUGUUACAUCAUCAAACUUUCCCCCCCCCCCCCCCCCCGUCCUGCAAAGCCGAAGCCCCCCCCCCCGAUCAUUAAGGGUUAAAACAGACACACACAUCCUUCUUUACGGGACAAUUACAGACCUGAGAGGACAUUCCUUCCUUCCCACUCCCACUCCCACCAAUUUAGCUGCUAGCUAGUGACCAACACAGCUGUCCAGAGUUUUACUAACAAGUCUUAUCACCUCCCACUCCCACAGCCUGGUAGCUGCUCUUUUCAGGAACAGGACUAUUGAUCAUUUUACAUUACAAGAGGAUAGAAAAAAAAACCUUUUUCAGACCUGUUAAGUGUCCUUUUGGCGCCCCAUGUUAAGUUUUAUACACACAGUAACUAGCAUUAGAUGCAAAUUACAGUAUUUUGUUUUUGUUUUUUAUUUGUUCUGCUCAUGGCCAUUUUUAAGCAUUUCCAUCAAUACAAAAGGCAAAGGUAGAAGACAAAGCUAAUUUUAUCUGUCUCUCUUUUAAAAUAGAAAUAAACAAUAACUUAAGAUGGUCUGUCCACUUCAGGUUAUUUUCCUAUAACUUAACAAACAAUAUUACAACCACAUAAAAAGAAACAAACAAAAGCAAAGUCAGCGUACCCGUCAAAACGUAUGAAUAUCACAAAAUCAAACUCAUCAGCUUCAUAUUUUAUUAUUUCAUAUUUUAAAAGGUAAUAUUUAAAAGUUUAUUAGAAUAGUAUCAAUCAUUUUAAAAGUAAAAAAUGUGUCUAAAGUAUUUUUAAAUAUUUCAAUGUCAGUGCCAGUUUUUUUAAGUUUAACCAUGACUUAGGUUUAGACUGUAACAUCUCAAGAAUCCACAAAUACAGACCAGUGAAAUUUUACGCCAAUACUUACUAUGACCAGUGGAUUUUUAUAAGCCUUGUUUUUCUUUUAGCAAUAGUAGCUGAAGUUGAUGGCUGCUUCCAUAAUGCUCAACUACCUGGAUGUAAACAACCACAGAUAACAAAGAUGGAGAUAAAGUUGUAGGCUGUGACUAAUGAUGAGUUAGCUACCUGUAAAGAAAAACUUCAAUUUUCAUAUACAUUGUAUUUUAAUGUUCACUCUUGAUAAUGCUGUAAGUCCAUUAAUAUGCUGAUGAUAUUAUACUGUACUUUGGAGGAAGGUUUUAUUCAGCUUGUGCCACAAUGUCAGCAUUUAUGUUUAGCCUAAAGUGGUUAUAAACCUGAUACAAGCAUGGCACUGGUCUCUUUGCCUUCUUUAAUAUGUUGCUCACCACUUUCUCAUCUCACUUCCUGCCUUUUUUCAUUAAAAGAAAACUGUUACUGACCCAGAUUAAAUUCUUCUUUUCAUCAGCAUUUCUCAAAUUUGAUCCGGCUUAGAUGUAAUUAACGUAUAGCUCAACUUCUGAGAGGGUUGUCUGUUUUUGCAUGACACAGGAUUUCUUUGUACCGCGCUGUAGUUUCACAAGAACUUGAGAGAUAUCAUCACUUCGCGUCUCUGCCUUCAUCUUCAGGCUUUGUGGUUUCUUCAUUAAAAGAUUAAGAUCUGCGUUUCAGCGAUGUUCUCUGCAUGUUUCGAUGGUUUUAGACUAAACUGUAUUCUAAAAAAAAAAAAAAAGUGAACAACCUCUUUGUUAUCACCACUGCUCCCACAGCGGACUGAAUGACCUACUGAUUCUCACCCUCCUGCUUAAACUCCCAGUUUUCCCAUUAAGGCUUCAACUCCCCAGGUUCAGUGUCCCAGCUGGAGAGUGUCGAGUUACGGCAGGCCCGAAAUAACACCUCACUGUUGGGCCUGCAAAGACAAAGAGGUUUCUGUUGUGUGUGAUGAGUUACACCAGGCCUGUGACCGAUCCUGCAGCCUGGUCCAUUGCCCUGCAUCACAUUUCUUUCUUGCACACAAACUCACACACAACCACAACCACACACUCCUACGGCAGAAAUGACAGGGAGCAUAUAAACCCUUACUAUGCGUCUUUCAUGUGGUUGUGUUUUCACGAGGGCGGGGUUAAAAGCCCUCCCACUUCCAUUUUUUAAACAAGAUUUGGCUUUAUUUCCUUUCUGCUUUCUCAUCUUGGGUGGAUUAUUUAUUUAUUUAUGUUCAAGUUUCAGAUGACUAAGAGCUUUUCUGCAGUAGAAAGUAGCACAAAUGAGCCAAAGAGAAAAACGGGUGAUGUUAAAGGUCAUAUAAACCACAUUUUGACCCCAAAAAUCUGCCGUAGUGUUUUCUAAAUUAUGGGUUCAGUCUGUAAUUACUCCUCCCUAAGCCCACGCCCUCUCUAUGUUUCACCAAGAUGAUUUUUGUCUUCCCUUCAUCGCCAAAAUUUGACCUGAAUCACCCAUAUACAUUUUCCCUGCUAUGACCUUUAAACAAAAGGAGGGUAGUCCAUUUCCUGUUAAUGUUUACAUCAAGUAUAACAAGUAUUUCACCCAACAAGUAAAUGUUUUUCUAUCAUAAAAGUAGAAAGCCUUUAAACAAGUACCAAAAGAUACUGCAAAUAUACAUAUAUACAAAAGUGUAAAUCUGUAUUCAGUACCACAAAAUGUCUAAUAUGUAUAAAAACUAGUUCACAAGUUUGGUCAUAUCUGGUUUGUAAACAUUCAGAUAUCAGUUUUAGCCUCAAUAUUCUUCCUUAAUAUGCUUUUAAUUCAAAUUUUGCAAACUAAAAACACCAAAGCCAAACGUUUUAUUGAUCUUGCUGAUGUUAGCUCACUGGAUAACUAGUUUGUCGACAAUAGUUGAAGUAAAAUUUGUUUUUUUAUCAUUUUCUUCAAAUAAUUUACAAAGAUACGUUAUGUAACACUUAACCAGACAUUUAAUCUGUACAAUAAAUAAUCUCUGGCUGCCUUUUUUUAAAUUAAUGGUAGCUUGUUGGCUAGUUUACCUUCAUUUGUAUUUAUAUGUUGUCAUAAAAACUAAAGGAUUUCAAAAUUUUGUAUUAAUUUAUCAUAAUGUUGGGAGAAUUUAAUGAAGAGGCAUUUAUAUAUGACUUCUUUCCUAUGGAUAUAUUUUGAAGAGGUUAACAGUGAAGAGUGGUUUUCCACAGUGCCGUAAUUUUGAACUUUGAUACAAUGCAAGUAAAAUUCUAAUAUGGAUCCCUGUUACGAUACAUGGCAGUAACAGAUACAUUCCUGGGAGUCUACAAUUUUAUCUUCUUUUAUACUAAACAGCAAAUGGUAGAAGUCAUUAAAAGUAGACUAAUGUCUGAAAAACUCAUUAGUAACUUCUCAUUUUCUGUUUCACUUCUUUGUUUCCAUUGGUCGUACUCACUCUCUCCGCUUUAUUCAAUGUAACUCGACCACCACUGUUCUCUUUCUUUUGUUUGCCACAGCUGUGGAUUGAAAUCACGACUAUAGAUCUGUCUUUUUCAUGAGAUACUGUGGUUUUAAAAUUAAGGUUUUACAGAUUAUGUUGAAGGUAUCUAAAAUCUAAACAACCCCACGGCAAAGCUGCAACUCUUUAACCAAGAUAAAACUUAGGUUUGUGAUGCUGAAAUGUCCUUAAUUUAGUUUUUUAAGCUUUAGCCCGACUCCCUCAUACUCCAUGUUUAAUAGGCCUAUUUUUGUACAUUUUUCCUUUUGACCUACAUUGCAAGAACAACCUGUACUUUAUCAGCAUGAGCAGACAUUAUAAUUACUAUCACCAUCAUCAUCACAACAGUUUGUAUUUUAAAUGAAAGUAUGGUAACUAGGAGAUGCUUCAGCUGAGAACCACUUUAACGGUUUGCCCUUAAUGUAAUGGGUUUUGGCACGUGCGCACACACACACAUUAGGCAUUUAGACACACACACACAUGCAGAUGUCAUGGCUUUUUCACGCUGAUCGUUUUAAAAGAUGGAAAUGGACCCAUUCUUGGAUAAAUGUGUAAAUAUUUGGCUUUCUCCCUUGGAUAAAUUCACAGUAUGCUGUCAGUGUUUGCAUUACUCACACACAGACACACACACACACACACACACACACACACUCACUCGCACAUUAAAAGAGGCCAGAAAGCGGGCCUUUUAGGGCAGCAUAAGGUGGCAGGAGUGUGCUUUGUGUUUAUAGAGUGAGGAGGUCAUUUCACAGUAUGAAUGUGUGUGAGUGUGGAGGAGAAAGAGGGAGGAAGAAAAGUCAAGAAGUCGAGUCCUCUGUCUCUCCAGGUCUGUAAUUUGAGACACAUGCUUGGCAUUCGUCCUUGCACCCUCCUUCUGUUUCCUCCAUCUUGAUUUUACUCUCUACUCUCAUUUUUUAUACGACAUAACUGAAAAAAAAAUGUCUUAAUUCAACAUUCUCAUCUCUCUUUUCUUUCUUUCUCUUCUGAGUUUAUAAAGUUACAGUUUCAUCUGUACUUAAUUUGAAAUGUUUAUUCGCUUCUGAUUGGCUGAGCACAGGAUGUUCUGACACUGCUGACAUUCUAUUGGACGGAUCCCCUGAAUUCUGCCCGGUAACAAAACUUUGAUAGUUAAAGAAAUAUUAUGGCAUUCUUCUUUUGGGGUGUAGAGUUGAAGCAAGGACAGGGCUGGAUUUAAUUUGAUGUUUUUAUGUGAAUGUCACACAUUCCUGAUUUAAAAUGAGACCCACUGGGAAAACUUAACUUUUAUUUAAGUGGAUUUUAAUUUCUGUUUAUGAUUGUAUUGAGUAAGAAGAUAGUGGCUUAUAAGUAGACAGAGAACUAGUCUGUCAUUGUGUGGCAAUGUGUUUGUGGCAGAUAAGUCGAUGGGUUUCAUGACACAGGGGAAACAUGAAGUGAAACUAAUGAAUGAGGUUUUUGACACUAAGGAAGAAAAACUUGAAUACAUGAUAUAUGAUUCAUACCAUAUUCACUCAAGCUUAAAUGAUACGUCAUAUAACAGAGCUUAAGUUACUGUCGCUCAUCAAUAAAGUGACUAUUUUGUCAACAUUUAGCAAGACAUUGAACUGCCUGGUGUAGGGGAAGUUUGUGAAACUUGAAAUGUUUUGCGGUUGGCCUGGAGAAUCAAGCGUACACAUUUCACCACAACAAUAAACAACAGACGUGUGAAAUUUGAGCUUUUGUGUCACACUACAUGUACCAAUGAAAUUACAUACCUUAUACUCUUUUUCAGACUCUUUUCUUACUGUAAAACUCUUGCUGUUGUUUGUUAUUACAAUUCUACAUGUUGACUUGAAGAAAGUAGUACCCCUCUGUCUUCUUCUCAAAUAAUAUCCAUGUUAAUAAGGCCGAUGUUAGCACCAUCGUUUCUAAAUAAUGCCAUGAUUCUCCCAUCCUAAAUGUCAGCAUAUUAAAUCUGAAUCUGCAGCUUAGUUGGUGAUAAAAUUCUCAGAAAUUGCAGCCUCGUGUGAAGAUUUAUGAGGUGGUUGAUGAUUGUGUAAAAGCUUGAAAAGUCCCCACCAUACAGAAGACAUACAGAAAUACAGCUGUAUGAACUACACACAGACACACGGAGGAGAUGUAUGUCAGUAUGUUAUCAUCACAUCACCAAGGGGUUUUUGCUUUGACUGCCUUUUGUUUACGUUCGUCACAACACCUGACAUGGAGGCAGAUCUGAACGCUGGCGGUCCGCUUGUUGAGAGAUUUGAGAGAAAGAUUGAAAGGAAGGAAAGAGGAAUGUAUGUGGAGGAAUGUCGUGAAGGAGGAGGAGAGACGAUGGGGGGGAUGACAGAGGAGAUACGGAGUGUCUGUCUUCUCGGGAAAUGUAUCACCACACUGACAAUCACACAGAAAUAGAGCAGUAGAUUUGAGUCUGAUUGUUUGUGGUGAAAAGCAAUUUUACAGGUUUUUAAUUGGUUUCUUUAUUUUCCCCUCGGGGGAGCGUGUGCAGAGGGAACUUCAAGGAAAGGUGGCAAUAAAAGAUUCAGCAGCUUCUGAUUACAGGCGAGCUGUCGCAGAUGCUUCGUGAUUUCCUAUAAUUAUAUGUCUGUCUCCUCUAGGAUGGGAUUUAAUUGAUAUUUUACACUUCUGUUUAAAUGAUAUUUAUUUAUUUUCUUUUCUUUUGCAGCACUUCUCUGAGCUCCUCGACGACCUCUCCCAGGAUGCUUUGCUGGGCCAGCUGCUCAAUGACCCCUUUCUGUCUGGAGUGAGAGGCGGCGUUGAGGCCAUGGAAGGGGAGGACGGCGGGGACCUGUCCCCUUCGUCCCCUCUCCCCCCUCACAUCACAGCUGAGCACAGCUACUCGCUCUGCGGGGACAGCCGACCACAGUCGCCACUGUCACACCUGACCGGCGAGCACGGCAGCGAAGCAGGUCUGACUUUGUCAAUUUUUAAACAGAGCUUUUAAACUCAGCCUUAUCCUAAAUAUGAGAAGAGCAGUUUGCUGUUAAAGGGAUAUUCCAGCGUAAAAUUAAUUUAGGGUCAAACACAACGUAACACCGAGUUAGACACCCCCUCGAGAGAUGAAUGUUGCCGACCGCUUGCUUCUCUAGUGAUACCAACUUUAGUAACGACGACACGAUAGCAAUACACAGCAGUCUUAGGAGCCAUAAACAAACCUUAACCAAAACGCCACUCUAUAGCCACAAAUAAUGCUCAGAACAGCACCUAACUUCAUCAACAGUACAUAUAGGGUCCUAGCCAUAGCACUAGCCACCAAACAUCUUUUUAGCUUUACCUGAUUUCUUUAGCAAAGAGACUAAACACAACUCACACACUCUCUUCCAGCAGCUGCUUGUUUGUAGCAAGACCUCAGGGGAGUCCAUCGACUGCAAUGGGGUGACACAGCUCAAGGGAGAACAUUUAUGAUCACUUCUUCAUGGAAAUGCAAUCAGACUGAGACGCUAAGACAGAAGAACUACCGCGUCUGCAGAGCAAAAGGAUUAAUAUGGUGAUUAUUAUGAUCAUAAAUGUUCUUCCUUGAGCUGUGGCCCCCCGCCUCAGUCGAUGAUGGACUGGUCAAGGUUUCCCAUAUAUAUCCCUUUAAUAAAUGGUUGGUAACCAUAAGAAAGCGGCACCUUUGGGUUGCCAGAUUGAAAAUCUGUCUCUGAAUGUCCUCCAUGAAUUGGUUUAGUUUGGAGAAAAAUGUCCCAGCUGUUUUAUCAUGAAGCCAAAUGCUAAACUGAGAAAGUGGACACAGGUCCUAAUGCAUCUACAAGUUACUUUGACUCAACAACAAAAAACAGCUGAUGAUGAAGGAGUUUAUGAGCAUAGGAUGAUUAAUCAAAGCUGAAUUGCAUGGGUUGAGUUUAUAAAAUGCUGCUAGUUUAAACAAGGCUGUCAGUGGACACGGGCCCUUAUGCAUCUACAAGUUGCUUUGCCAUCUGCCAAUGUACACAAAAGGAGAAAAAGACAAAAAAAACUCCUUCAAGAAAGAAGAAUGCAGCGUUUUAGUUUUCUUUGAGACCUGUUCUGCUAUUCAUUUCCUUUGCAUCAUAAAUCAGGUGGUUCAGCCAACCAUUAAAUUCCACCUCAUGUUCUGGUUGGCUAAUACUUUAUUAAUCAGAUUGUCAUACUGCUUGAAUUUUAGGCUGCCCUUGAUCUAUCAGAAUUCAUCCUUAAUGUUGGUUCAGCUGGUUUGCAUGAGAUCGAACUGGUUUAACUUAAUUCACCUAACUGGACUGGCAAAACUGGUAAUCAACCAAACCCUGUCCUCUGGUGUAACACUAACAGACUGAGUAAACUGUAAAUGUUAUUAUGUUGUUUGAAUGUUGUGUCUGUGAGAAAGAGUUUUUAUUCUACCGAUGGCUGCAGGUGAUCUCUAAGUUAGUUAUUUGUACACGUGUUUUGGGUGAAAUGAUGGAGACAUAUUACAGAUGUUGACCGUUUCAUGACCUUCACUUUAAUAAAUACGUUAUUUUUAAAAUCACUCUGACGUGUUUUCUUCUUGUGCGGCAGAAUCUGACGGGGACUCAGCUGAGUUUCCCAUGGAGCAGGAGGAGACCAUCGACAGCCUCCUGUGUGAGACCCCCUCCCUCCUCCCCACCCUUUCACUCUCUCUGACCACAGCAGGACCCACAGCUCCUGAGGGCCCCACUGUAGCCCCUGCUGCUGCUGCUGCUGCUGCUCCUGCUGCUGCCGCCGCUGCCCCCACCCCAACUCAGCCCACAGUGAACAGCAACAACCUGGGCAAAGGCAUCAAGGUGAGGAAUCAGGAGUUAAUGUUGUAAACUCUUAUCUUUGGUGAGUUUGUAUCGUGUUUGUAACCCCGUCUUUAAUCUCUUUCUCCGUCUACAGAUUAAGGAGGAGAACAUCAUCCCACAGAUUAAACUGGAGCCUCAUGAAGUCGACCAGUUUCUCAAUCUGUCACCCAAAGGUCAGUAACUUUCUUUGUGUUCAAGCUUGUUAAGUUAUCUGAUGCAACAAGGCCCCCUACAGGCCGUUUGAUCAAAGAGUGCUCAGACUGGAGUUGGUAAAAAGUUUGAAAUCCAGUCACUGAAUGAGAAAGAAGAGAAAAACAGCUAGAUUACACGAGUAUUUUCAUUUCCUUUAAGACUCAAAUAUUAAGAUUAAAUCAGAUUAUUAAUAUUGAAUCAUACAGUUACCAAGUUUGGAGUAUCCAGCAGCAUUGCUAACCUUUCAACCAUCAUGUUCCAGGUCUGGAGUCUCUGCAGAUGCCUCCAACUCCUCCCAGCUCCCACGGCAGUGACUCAGAGGGCAGCCAGAGCCCCGUUCACGCCCCGCCUGGUCUCUCCUGCCCCACAUCCCCCACCAGCCCUGCCCCGUCACAGCCCAGCCUGAAGGUGUCACCUCGGGCCGCUUCAUGUCUCUCCAACUCCCCGCUGCUUACAGCUCCUCACGUGAGUACCAAACUGUAAACUGUCCAGUUAGCUGUUCAAUGCUUUUUUGUCACACACAGAAAUCUAGCAAAUGAACAUGGCAGUAAAAGAGUUAGACAAGGUUUUAUCUUGGUAACUUGAUGCUAGAUUUUGAAAGGCUUGUGAAAUCCAGUUAUAAAAUAUUGUGGAUAAGCAAAGUCUGGUGUAACUAGCUUCUGAUGUCCUCAAAAAUUCGUCUCUAAUACCAAAAAACAGAAUUCUUAACCAUCCAGAAGAUUACAUUUCUGUAACUAAGUCUUUUUCUGACAGGAGACCCCCUUAAAAGUAUUAUUUAAAAAUGUUUUAUUCUACUUUUUUCCUGCAAACUCAUUUUAUUUUUAUUUUUUUUUUGUAUUCUGUAGAAGCUGCAGGGGUCAGGCCCACUGAUCUUGACCGAAGAGGAGCGCCGCACGCUGGUGGCUGAAGGUUACCCGGUCCCCACCAAACUGCCCCUCACCAAAGCCGAGGAGAAGGCACUGAAGAAGAUCCGCAGGAAGAUUAAAAACAAGGUACAAGUCUUGAUCGAACUCUGCUGCACAGAAAAUCACACAUACAGUAGACUUUGGUGCACAUUUCUCUUGAUAUUUACUGCUUGUUUUUCCCUGUGUUUUUGUUUGUGUGUGUUAGAUUUCAGCUCAGGAGAGUCGCAGGAAGAAGAAAGAGUACAUGGACACUCUGGAGAAGAAGUAAGCCGUCCUCCUUCUCUUUAUUAAUUUAUAACCAAGAGACCCGUCUUUGAACCUUUUUACAACUUUACCCCAAAUUUUAAAGCUCCUGUGAGGAACUUUUGGAUAAAGUUUUGCUUUCCUCCUGUGGACAAAGCAGUCUUUGCUUAUCUUCUAAUUCACAUGCUUAAGUAGAAGCUCCACAGAAACACUUUUUGCUUGUACGAACCCUAAAACACAGCCCAUGUCUCCCUGAAUUCCUGCGAUCGGAGCAAAUCUAUGACCCCAGAGAAAGAAUUGUGUUGCUCUGUUCUGCAUAGUAUCAGUAUUUUUAGAGUCUUUUAAAUCCCACACCCCUGCAGCAUAGCUCAGUAUUGGUGAUACACAUGCAUAAUAAUGUUGAGUGGAGGCAGAACAUCCAAGAUCUUCCUGGACUUUAAGUUUGUUAAUAAUGGUUCCCAAAGCUCUACCACAAGACACCCAAUUCCCUCCUAGAAAUAAACCCAAAUAUAAUGUGGUCUUUGGUCUUUUUGUGCUUCUUCUCAUACCUUUCCUGUAUAUAACCAACCCUGCUGUACCCCUUUCUGUCCACAGGGUGGAGACCUGCUCCAAUGAAAACCACGAGCUGCGCAGGAAAGUGGAAACCCUGGAGUGUAACAACAAGUAAGAACAAUGUACACAACAAAAAUAAAGAGAAAUAUAUCCAAUAAAGAUUUAAUUUUGUCUCUAAGACCUUUAGAUUGAAGGCAGCGAAGAGAGAGGAAGGUUUAUUAAAAGCUGGAACAACUAACAUGUAUUUUUUCAGCAACAAAUGCGUUAACAAAAGGCACAAAGCAGCUUUUUUCUUGAUAAAACAGGGUCCAUUUUUCUUAGUUCUGUGUAGGAAGCAUCCUCAGGUCUGCCCUCCAAGUCUUUUUAAGUAUAAUUAGUGGUGCCAUCAUUAUUUAUAACCGUGGAAAGAAAAGAGCUGAUGAGUCAACUGUCAGUUACUGGUGUUGAAUUUGACUGCCUGUCUGUCACUCCGAUUCAAAGCUGAGCACAAUCAAAACAAGCACCAGGAAAUGAAAGGAGGGAUGAUUCAGAGCUGAACAUCCUUCUGAAGAAGACGAGGAAACACCCUCAUCGUUAUUUCAGAAAAAAGGGAAAAUAUUAGCUGUCACUUAAAGAUGUCAGGGACUGGUUUUAAAGUGUUAGACUGAAACAGGUUAGCAGAGACACAGAGUUAAAAAACAAAGAAUCCAAAGCUCCCCUGAUGCUUCUUUGCAGUCCUGCAUAAUCAUGAGGCUAUUUUGAUGUAAAGUGCUCAAGCUGCUUCAACCAGACCAUGUUUGCCCACGUUACGCAUGGAUGACUGCGUGUGUGUGUUUGUGUUUGUAACAUCCUCUGAGUGAACUGUGUCAGUGUGGCUGGAGCACAGCUGUUCCAGGUCUUAUUUUCCACCCAGUAGCUUCAUCGUCACUGUCUGAAAGUUAAAUGAGCCAGUCGUAUUUAUGUGACUCUGUAUGUGUGUGUGAGUGUGUUGAUUCUGGUGCAUUUGGAUAGCGUGCAUGUGUUGUUGUGGGACUUUAGCUGCUGAUUUAAUGAGACCAACAGCAGGCGAGUGGCGAGUAAGAAACAUACAUACUAGAUGAGCGAAAUCACGCUUGCUGUGGUUUACUGUAUUGACAUUUUUGUAUUAAUAACAGCAAUAAACCAACAAGAGGAACUGAUUUGGUUUGCACAAGCCCGCUUCACACCAGUCGAAAAAUCAAAUGACUGAUCCCGACAGAAUUUACUUCAUCAACUUGAGGAGUACUCACAGCAUAAAAAGGAUGGGUGUGGUGGAAAAUGAGUCCAAAUAUGAAACCUUAAAGCUUCCUGGGGGGAAAAUAACCAGAUAACUGCAUCACCACAUAAAAAUCUACCGUAGUUUCUGUGAUGUCAGCCGUUAGUUUCCAGAGAGGCGUUUUGUAGCCAAAGAUAGCAGUCGCCAUUUUAGAAAUAUUGACUCACGCUAACUUUCGGUCAAGCCACUCACUUGCAAAUAGGUGGAGCCUCCUUAACUACUGCAUGACUUUCACCUGAGGCCUAUUACAGAGAUUCGAUAUCACUAUACAUUAGUGCCUACACAUUGGUCCCCAGAGUGUGAUUUCUCAUCACAUCACGGCGUUGCGGUAGCCUGCUGUCACCAGAUUAGUUCACCCUGGUUAGUGGGUCUGGAAUCAUUGUCUGUGCAGAUGUUUAGUCCUUUUUAAAUGAAAAUAAAACCUGAUUUGUUUAAAACAGCUGCCCAAGUGGAUUAGACACACUUCUCAGUGGUGGAAGAUACUAGUUUAUGAAUAUCUGCCACCGAUGGAUAUCUGGCUGAGGGGUCUGGCAUAGCAGGGACACAUGGCUCGUAAACACCCAUAUAUUGCUAUAAUUAUUAUGAUGAUUAAUAUUAUUAUAUAAUAUUAUGAUAUACAGUACAUUUAAAUCAUUAGUGUAGGAGAAGGGCUGGAACUAGAUUAGUCUCGACUUCUUCCCACUCCUUUUUGAAUAUGGAUAACUUUUUGUCAUUUGUUGUUGUAUUCUUUACUGUAUAAUUAUUAGUAUUAAUAUUUGUAUAUGUUCAAAAUAAACUUCAAUCAAUCAAUCAAUCAAUCAAUCAAAAACCAGACCAGGAGUACCACAUACGUACAAAAACAUUUAACCAGGUGUACACAUAGAGAACUGUUCUGCCCUGCCUGCUCCCCCCUCCAGGUCUACAUCUGUAAGCUCUGAGGAUUGUGUUUGGGUUUGUUAAAGUGUGUGUACUGUUGAUUGUCUAACCUUUGGGUGUGUGUUUGUGUUUAUCUCCAGGUCUCUGCUGCAGCAGCUGCAGUCUCUGCAGGCGAUGGUGGCCGGCAAAGUCUCCAAAUCCUGCAGGGUAGCUGGUACCCAGACCUCCUCAUGCCUAAUGGUACUACAGUGUGUGUGGGCGUGCGUGCGUGUGUGUGUGUGUGUGUGUGUGUGUGUGUGUGUGUGUGUGUGUGUGUGUGUGUGUGUGUGUUUGUGUGUGUGUGUUUUGGGUGAUUUAAAUAUUGAAUUGGAAACAUCUGCUUCCAUCAUUCAUUAGCUGCUUAGCAAUGAUUCAUAAUUUAUUUACCACCCCUCUCUCACAUCCCCCUCUCUCUCUCUCUCACUCUCUUGUAUCCGCCCUCUCUCUCUGCAGGUGGUCGUGUUGUGUUUUGCUCUUUUUUUGGGGAGUUUCUACCCCAGCAGUUUGACUCCAGGCUCCACCAUCACUGAAACCGGCCUCACAUCCAAACAGCUGGGAGUCCAAGACUCAUACACAGCAACAGGUAUCUAUAUUCAUCUAAACUUUAAAUACAAACUCUAGAUAUAAGGAGUUCACAAAAGAUGUUUACACUGACAGGACUUCUGAUGGUGUGUCUGAUGAGAUAGAUUUACUAUUUUGCCAAUUAUCUGUUGACUGUUUUCCAAAAUGUAAAGCACCUUAGACAUGCCCAGAAUGUUUGCACCAGGAUAGCUUGAGCCUGCCUGCAGUGAUAACAUGUGGAGAAUCUAGGACUUUUAUGUUUCUGCCAAUGUCACAUGGGACUGCAUUCACCAAUGAGCACUCUUGUGAAAACCUGCAUAUUUAAAACCAAUUUUUCCAUGCAAAUAUCCGUUAACAAUUGUCUUUCCCGAUAAAAUAAACACACAAAAUAAAUAAAUAAACAAAUGAAAAAAUAAGAAUAAUAAGUGUUGCCCAAGCUAUCAGGAAACAUAGGUUUCAGAUACAGUUGAAAUGAGUGUCCUUCUUAACAUUAGUAAAGUCAAAUCUAAGAUAAACAACAAAAAAGAUUUAAUUUGUAUGAAUUUUUAGCUGUGAGUCUAUUCUGCAGUCAGUCAGUAGGGGGAGCUCUAAACGUUUUGGCAUCACUCAGGAGAACUGUCGUUCUGUCUGUUAUUUGCUGUUUUGUCCAUGACAGUACACACAUUAAGAUACUAGUUACACUGAAAUGGUGGUGAGAGUCCCUUUAAAACAGUCUCACCUGUUUGCACCGUAAUUAUGAAUGAUUAGCUCUCGGUACUAAAACUACGGAGGUCUCCACUAAUCAGAUUCCACCCACAGCCAAAGCUUCACUGACUGAUUAGAGGAGCUGACCUUUCAACACACCCUUUCUACUAACCUCCCACACACACACGCAAUUACACACACAACUCAGUAAUUGAGGCGAGAUAUAAUUUUCCUAACAAUCAAAUCAGUUUCCAUCACUAUCCUGCCCACACACACACACUUACACACACAAAAACACACUCUUAAACAGACAGGCUGAACUAUGUCAAUAAAAAACGGGUACAAACAUGUGGACCAAAGUGAGCUAUUGUUGAGUUUGACAAGUUUUAGGAACUUUUGUUGUCCUGGAUAAAGUGCAAAAUAAUAAAAUCACAUAGGUGCAUAAAAUAAACUGAAUUUUUUUUUUGCUUCACAGUCAAGUCCAGGAGUCUGUUAUCAAUCAUGGAGGACGAGCAGCCUCACCUCCUCGGCUUGGGCGGGGAAUAUCCCGACCAAUUGGAGGACACGCCAGCCAUCGUCAUGGCAGCGUGGCGUCGCUCAGAACAGCAGAAGUUGGCGGUGGAGCCAAACAGAGUGGAGACACAUCCGCCUUUCAGGAGUAAAAACAACGAUACGCAGACAUCGAAAAACCUGCUGCUGGAUAUGCACAGGUAAAUAUUCACGAUGAUAAAUAUGCAGAUGGAGAAACUGAAUGUACAGGACGAACUUUGCAAAAAGUGAAAGGUUCCACUUUUAUCCACCAAAACCGCUCCAUGUCGUGUAUUUCAGUCACAACUUCCAGUCAUUCGUCUUUUGUUGUUGGUUAUACUUUGAACCAUCUACUCAUAAUAACUGUAAUUUUUUGGACGUUUAAAGCCGGCUUCCCCCUCAUGUCAGCGAAGAGAGUACAUGAUAAUUUCAGGUGUGAUGUAUCAUUCAGGGUUUGAGGGUGAACACAGUCUAAUCUGGAAGCAGAUACUAUCUGUUCUGCCAGGUAGGGAAGAGAUCUGAGUCAUAACUGAUGAUUUGAACGCAUCAUUUUAAGGUGAAUCCCAGAAAAAUUUUAAACACCACUGAAAUAUUAGCCACAGAUUUUGCAGUAUUUUAACUUUUACUUAUGUCAUUCCAGCACAAUCUGGUGAUUUUGAUUUUAGGAUUACUGUAGAAAUUAAAACAUUUGUCUGAGUGACAUUGAUCAAUAUAUCAGUUAUUCAUAUAAGUCCUUAAAGCCCCUGUGAGGCAUUUUUUGACAUUGAUGAAACACACCUUAUAUGCGAUUUACAAAAAGCGAACAAAACCAUGAGGGACAAGAUUUUUUUAUUUAAUCAAUUUUAGAGCCUGAACCUGAUGUGAGGGGUUGUGGUGUCGGCAAAGCAGCUUAGGAAACAGUCCUGAAAAAAUCAUACUAAAUGAUCAAUUUGACUGUUAAAAGCCAGAUGGAUGAACGUCUUAAGCGUGUAGAGGACAAGAUAAGAAAAAGACUACUUUGUCUACGGGGCCGCCAAAACUGACACAAAUUAAAAGUUCCUUACGUGAGCUUUAAAGUAACCUAAAACUGCGGUUAUUGUGGAAAUAAAGCGGAGAAGUAAGGAUAAUAUUUGCCAUGGAAAUGCAGUGGAGUGGGAGAAUGAAAGUGCUAGAAAUAGAAAGAUUUGAGUCAAAUAAAAACCCUUUAAAAUUGUACCUGGAAACUUACGCCCAGUCUGGGAACCACAUCCUGUUUCUUUAAUAGUAGAGAGUCCAUUCAAAGAGUCAUGAAGGUACAAAAAACCCACUAAUGAGAUACAAUCUAAACAGAAGUAUUGCAAACUAUUCCACAAACAGCUCUUUUACACUAUAGUCAUAUAUUCAUGUUGUCUGAUCCUCUGUCAUCUUUGCCUCUCAGGUCUCUGGAGCAGCGGGCGAAUGAGAGCAGAAGUAAAGUGAUAGAGCUGGAGCGGACUGUCAAUGAGACCUCCUGAGGUCCAUGUCAACACCUCCCUCCCCCCCUUUAAACCCAAUCAUGACCUCCUCCCUCCUCUCUAGAGCAUGGUUCAGUGUCCUGGAGCAAACCUCAUACAGUAGUCCCCACUGCUGAUCAUUUAAGGUCAUUCUUUGCUUAAUCAGAUACACUGUAAUAGUAGUAAUUAAAAUAUAAAUGAUAAUAACUAAAGGGCACUGGUUGCCUUUAUUUCUGAAGUAAAGUUGCACUGAGUAGUUUUUACAUGAGUUAAAUUCUCAGCUGUAUCUGUUGUCCUAAUUGACGUGAUGUAAAACACUGUUAUGCAAACAGAUCAACUCAAAAACACCAAGUUAAAAAUGUAGCGUGUCGUUUAUUCCAAUGGAGAUUAAAUUAAAAAUAUGACAUGUGAGGCUUUUUACAGGACACUGACGGAGAACCUUUGUAUUUAUAGAAACUUUUUCUGUUUUUCAUAAAAAUAUUGCUCUUUGUAGUUUGUAUUUCUUUUAAUGUUAAAUGUUUUUAUUUCAUUCCAGUGAUGGAAACAUGCCAUUUUGAUAUUCUUUCAUGUUCAUAUUGUAUUUUUAUUUUAUUAUACUCUUUUAUAUGUUGUACAUUUGUUCUUCAUCUGAGGGAUUAGCUUUGGGUACCUGUGUUUAUCUCUGAGAUUAUGACCCUGACACCCUAACGCCACAUUUGGGAUGUUUAUACUCAGAUCUGUGAUAUUCUCACGACGAGUACUGACUGAAAUGGAACAUUUUUGUAUUUUCAGACAACAAGUUUGACUUUUUUUUCCACAAAUGUUUAUGUUUGACAUGUGGGGACCCUGCUAGCUAUGCCUCAUAAAUAUUUUUUAAUUUUUUUCUGUAUGACCGUCGCUUCUGCUGAAGUUUUGCUUUGGCCUUAUAAGCUUCUUAAAGGGCUACAUCUUCAGGAUUAGGUUGUUCGUGCUUCACCUUAAUUUAGCCAUUAUUUAUCACAGAAUAUAGUGUUGGUUUAAAUAAGUUGGACCUUGUUAAACUUGAACAAGAGGGUUAACUCUCAUGUUAAGGCUGCUGCUAGCAUCUUGGUCAAACAAGCUAGCUUGGUUAGAUCACCUACCAGCAACUCCAAAACUCUGAAAUUAGCAAGAUUAUAUUGUCAGUGAGUGAAAUUUGAGUAAACUUGGAGGUGCGAGUAGAUCAGUGAAAUAAGUUAGAGCCAGGCUAGCUUUUGUUUUUACCUGGCAUCACUGUGUUUAGCCUAGCUUGGUUAGCCAGGGCUUGCUAGCAGCAGCUUUUUCAUACACCUGCAGUGGUAAGAAAGCAAAGCUAUUAUUAAUAUUAUCCCUAAGUGUCCACAUUUGUCUCCUUAAAUGGUUUAAGUUAACUUCCUGCACUGACUUUAAUGCUUUUGCCUUAAACACAUUUUUACUGUCAGCUAAAAAAAAGCAUCUUUCUGCUUCUCUCAGCAUUUGCCAAAAACAUUUCUUCUCCUGGAAAUGACAAAGUUUCUAUUUUUGUAAAUAUUAGUUGAUAAUAAGUGAGGAAGUUUAAGUGAGUACGGGAACCUGAUCUAUAAUUCAUCACGAGUCUAUUUUGGGAGCUGAUGAUGAUGAAUUAUAAACGUUAUGAUGUUUUUUCCCUUCUCUUUCAUUUGGUUUUAAUUUGUAUAUUUCACAUCAUGGCUUUAUAAGUCUUACUUGUCCAUUUCAAAUGUUCAGCAGUCGGGGUUCAAAAAUAUCUGUGCUUCUUGAAAUAUAUUUUUUCAUGUGUUUUACAGACAUGAGGCCGAUUAUCUUUUUGUAUAUAAAACCAGAAACAUCCAAUCGAUUCAAUACCCGCCGUCACGUUAAAGAUAUUUAUUCAGAUAGUUUCAAGAAAUAAUGGAAGAUUAUUUAGGUAAGAUUAAUGAGAAAUUGUAUUUUACAAGAAAAUAUGACAGAGCUAUUUCCCAAUCAUGUUUAGAGACUACAAUACUAUAUUUGUGUAUCUAGGUCUCAUAUUUUAAGCUUUGUGGAUCAGCGGCGAGAUCAUCAAAGAUUUUUUUUAUGUUGAUGUACGUAGCUACAUUCGUUUCUGUUGACUCUUUACAUAGGUAACGCUGGCACGCUUAUUUUUAUGUUUUUCUCUUCUAGUUGUGACCAAAACUAGUUGCCAGUUGAGAGAGAAAGUUUUUUUUUUCUGAACCAGAUUUCAUUUCUGUGUCGCUUCUUUAUAAAGCCACCCUGACUCUGGCUUCCUGUCUUUUUGCUUUCAAAUAAAUAAAGUAUUUUCCUUAGUAAAAGCAUA
Messenger RNA from Xyrichtys novacula (pearly razorfish), 36872 nucleotides. Lineage: Eukaryota; Metazoa; Chordata; Actinopteri; Labriformes; Labridae. The record is from the annotation of a GenBank genome assembly.